This is a messenger RNA of Ictalurus furcatus (blue catfish), 1687 nucleotides long. RefSeq names its product COPI coat complex subunit zeta 2 (gene copz2). NCBI's taxonomy places the organism in Eukaryota, Metazoa, Chordata, Actinopteri, Siluriformes, Ictaluridae. The record is from RefSeq and is a predicted model, not a curated record. Gene Ontology annotation, biological process: intra-Golgi vesicle-mediated transport; intracellular protein transport; retrograde vesicle-mediated transport, Golgi to endoplasmic reticulum. Gene Ontology annotation, cellular component: COPI vesicle coat. The coding region runs from base 142 to 711 and encodes 189 amino acids. The transcript has 10 exons.
ACUGUUUAGUAGUUUAGUACGCAGGGUGCAUUUAGCCAUUUUAAAAGCGGAUUUGCUCCACCCUCUGUAUGAGUCAGAGAUUUUUACGAGUGCUCCAGUAGUGACAGCUCAAAGCUGUCCACGUCAACACUAAACACCACCAUGGACUCCGUGGCUCUGGGGCCUUCGUUGUACACCGUUAAGGCAGUCUUCAUCUUGGAUAAUGACGGAAACCGACUUCUUUCAAAGUACUAUGACACAGAGCUGUAUCCCUCUAUGAAGGAGCAGAAGAAUUUCGAGAAGAACGUCUUCAACAAAACACAUAAAGCAGACAAUGAAAUAGCCUUCCUGGAGGGCAUGACUAUAGUGUACAAGAGCAGCAUAGACCUGUUCUUCUAUGUUGUGGGCAGUGCACAGGAGAAUGAGCUGAUGUUGAUGGCAGUGUUGAAUUGUCUGUUUGAGUCUCUCAAUCAGAUCUUGAGGAAAAAUGUGGAGAAAAGAAGUCUGCUGGAUAAUUUGGAUGGAGCCUUUCUGGUGGUGGAUGAGAUCAUUGAUGGAGGGGUGAUCCUGGAGAGCGACCCGCAACAGGUAGUCGAGAAGGUCAACUACAGGACUGAUGACAACCCUCUAUCAGAACACAGUGUGGCUCAGCAUAUCACUGAGAAACUGGCUAUCACCACUAAUGUGUUACAGACUGCAAAGGAACAGAUCAAGUGGUCAAUACUGAAAUAAUCUCCUUCACAGUGAGCGGAUCUGUAAAUGAUCUGAAGUGAUUUGGGAAAUAUUGUAGCCAUUCAGCUUUACUUUUUAUGAAACCCACUAGACUAAUUAAUUAUGAUACUAGCUGUAGGUUCAGCUGUUUUUAUUAUUAAGCCAUUCAGACUUGAAUGCUUUUAUUAAACAGGUUAUACUGUGCAUAAAACUAAGAAGGGUAAUUUUCCACACAUUUUGAGCUUGAUGGCCGAUAUCCAAGAAGUUAGUAAUGUGGACACUAGCGAUAGGCCUGAUUUGCACUGAAUAUUUUCAGCAUGUGCACCAGAUGCUACACAUUAAUUAAAAAAAAAGUGUGCUGUAGCGAGUAAUCAAAAAUUGUGUCUGAUUCAAUUUUGUAUUUAUUAUUUUAAGACUAAAUAUGUGAUUGCAAUUGUAGCACACUUUUGACAAUUGUAACCAAAGCAUUUGGUGUAUUGUUAUUUUGAACUUUUAUCAGUACAACCUCAUUAAUUCACUAUAGAUCUGACUUUCUAGAUUUGUUUGUCCUAAUAUCUGCUUUAAAAUUGAGAUAGGAGCCACUUCAAGUGGCUUUGUUACAUUCAGUUAUUUCUGUAAAUGUUGUUUCAUUGGGUCUAUUAUUAGGUCCUUCACUAUCAAAAUACUAUUUUUAUUUAUUUUAUUAUUUUUUUUAAAACUAAAAAUCUAAUCUUGUUCAGAAACCAAAGAGUAAAAGUAAAGGCAAACUUAUAUGUUACUGAAGAAAUAAGAACGUUAUAUUCAUACUCUCUCUUAACUAUUAGACAGAUUUAUUUAAGCGAUUUCUAACGAAAAAACUUUAAGACUGCAGGUGAAAGAAUUCCAUGUUAUUAUGAAUUGUGUAAUCCCUAGUUGUUUUUAUUUUGUUAGGAAUGGUCUAAUGAGUGCUAGUUAAGAAACACUUAACCAGAUCUGGAAAUUGUCUCUGGAUGUUAAUAAAUCUCAUUUUGAUAAGACA